AUGCCGAAACCAAACGAAGCUUCAGAUUCUCGAGAACAAACAGUGGAUACAAAUCUCGUUCUCAUACAAGCAUCAUCUGCACUUCAGACAACAACGGCGAGUGUGGCCGCACAGCAAAUCCUGUCCCCGACCAAGUUCCACGUCAGCGAUGAUUACGAUCGUUGGGAAUCACAGGUCAAAGACUACCUCAAAAUGUGGGAACCGGAGAAACGCCAAUACCUACUGCUUACCCUGGCAGAUGAAGCAGUCUAG
Messenger RNA from Echinostoma caproni, 252 nucleotides. The record is from the annotation of a GenBank genome assembly. NCBI's taxonomy places the organism in Eukaryota, Metazoa, Platyhelminthes, Trematoda, Plagiorchiida, Echinostomatidae.